AUGCUCAGCCUUCGCUCUUUGGUCUUUGCCUCGCUCGCGCUGGCCAGCUCGGCGGUCGCCGCGCCCGGUCAGAACAUCACCGAGAACUUAAUCUCACGCACCGCGGCUCUGACGACGAGCGGCACCGGCACCAAUAAUGGCUUCUACUACUCAUUCUGGACUGACAAUGCUGGCGGCACCGUGAACUACAACAACGGUAACGCGGGCGAGUACAGCGUGACGUGGCAGAGCGCGGACAACUUUGUUGCUGGUAAAGGCUGGAACCCGGGAUCUAGCGACCCCAUCUCUUACACCGGAACAUGGAACGGUGGAAGCGUGAAUGCGUAUCUUUCCGUCUACGGUUGGACUGAGAAUCCGCUCAUCGAGUACUACAUCGUCGAGAACUUCGGCUCGUACAACCCGGGCUCUGCUGGCCAGUUGAAGGGUACUGUGACAUCUGACGGCUCUACAUAUGACAUUUACACUGCGCAGAGGGUCAACCAACCUUCGAUUGAGGGCACCGCUACGUUCACCCAGUUCUGGAGCAUACGUAGGAGCAAACGUACGGGUGGUACUGUGACAGUGGCAAAUCAUUUCAAUGCUUGGAAGAGCUUCGGGCUCAACCUCGGGACACACAACUACCAGAUCGUCGCGACGGAAGGCUACCAGAGCAGCGGUUCAGCUGACAUCACCGUCAGCAGCGACCGUACUGGCAGUGGUAGUGGAACUGGUGGAGGCACUGGUGGAGGCAGCACAGCCCCGGCACCGACGACGACGGCCACCGCUCCCUCUGGCACUGGCGCCGCGCACUACGGGCAAUGCGGCGGCAUCGGCUGGAGCGGCGCGACCUCGUGCGCCUCUCCAUUCACUUGCACCGUUAUUAACUCGUACUACUCUCAGUGCUUGUAG
Peniophora sp. CBMAI 1063 is the source of this 888-nucleotide messenger RNA. The record is from the annotation of a GenBank genome assembly. NCBI's taxonomy places the organism in Eukaryota, Fungi, Basidiomycota, Agaricomycetes, Russulales, Peniophoraceae.